AUGGCGCAGGAUUCUCACCGGAUCACUCAGCUAGUCCAAACCCUCGAAGCUGCGAAAACGAAAGGACGACCAAAAGGCAAAAAGGGAUUCUCCUGCAAAAAGGCAACGUUCCAGGUUGAAGGCUCCCAUGGCAUCACCGUCGACUCCUGGCGCUUCAACGACUGGGACUACAAGCGAGAUGACCUUCCUACCUAUGCUCGUGGACUCUUUACAACCAGGAGAUCGGACGGAACUCCAGAGAUCGCGAUCCGAGGAUAUGACAAAUUCUUCAACAUCGACGAGGUCCCCGAAACAAAAUGGGUCAACAUUGAGCACGACACCGCUGGGCCCUACGAGCUGAGUGUCAAAGAGAACGGUUGCAUCAUUUUCAUGUCCGGGCUCGAAGACGGCACUUUGCUAGUUUGCAGCAAGCACUCUACAGGUACACGAGACGAUGUCGACCAGAGUCAUGCCACUGUUGGGGAGAAAUGGAUUCAGAGACACGUCGAAAGCGUGGGCAAGACCACACAGCAACUAGCAAAAGCACUGAGAGACAUGAAUGCUACGGCCGUCGGUGAGCUGUGUGACGACUCGUUCGAAGAGCACGUCCUAGAGUACCCGCCAGAGGCGGCUGGGCUGUACCUCCAUGGCAUCAACAUCAACGUCCCUGAAUUCGUCACUUUGUCCGGUUCAGAGGUUCACGAGUUUGCCGACACCUGGGGCUUCAAAAAGGCACAGUAUGUGAUGAUCCAAUCACUUGAUGAGGUAAAAGAAUUUCUCCAGAAAUGCGCAGAGACUGGCUCUUGGGAAGGGCGAGACACUGAAGGAUUCGUGGUCAGGUGCAAGAAGAGAAGUAGGGAUCGGUCAUUUGCACCAGACUGGUUCUUCAAGUACAAAUUUGAAGAGCCCUAUCUGAUGUACCGGCAAUGGCGCGAAUGCACGAAAGCCAUCAUCUCCGGGAGACCACCCAAGUACAAGAAGCACCAGAAGAUUACCGAGGAGUACUUGAAAUACGCACGGCGGCAACUAGCCAGAGAUCCAUCGUUGGCCAAAGAGUACAACAAGAACCACGGAAUCAUCAAAAUGCGUGAUGGUUUCCUUGCCGAGAUCGGUCAGAAGGGGUCCGACAUCAUUGCCAAAGAACGAGCGGACGGAGACGGGGGUGGGCAUUAUGCCUCUCUCAGUGACAUCGUCCUCGUUCCCAUCGCCUCGAUCGGGUGUGGUAAAACUACUGUUGCAACUGCGCUGGUCAAACUUUUCGAUUUUGGUCAUGUACAGAACGACAAUAUCCAGGGACAAAAAGGUCGACCAGCCCGAUUCGCUGCUGGCGUAGUCAAUGCCAUGGCAAGCCACAAAGUGGUGAUUGCUGACCGUAACAACCAUCAACGCCGGGAGCGACAGCAGAUCAUGGAAGACGUCAGCAAAGUGGUCCCGGAUGCAAGAUUUGUGGCGUUGCAUUAUGUUCACGAACCCAAGGACCGGAUGCUCGACGACAUUCGCAAAGUCACCCGCCAGCGUGUGCUGGACCGUGGAGACAACCAUCAAACUAUUCGAGCAGGGAGCAAAAGUCCACAGGAGAUUAUUGGGAUCAUGGAAGGAUUCUUGGAUCGCUUUCAGGGCUGCGACAGGAGCGCAUUGCCGGAUGCCGACUUUGACGAAGUAAUCGAUUUGGACGUCUGCGCGUCCUCUCUGGAGAACCUGGAGACAGUCAUCACCCAUCUUUACAACGCUUACCCGGGACUGCUGCCGGAAGAAAUGCCCAGUGAUGAGGACAUGCAAGCCGCGAUUGAAUAUGCAAUGGGCAAUGAAGUCACGACUAAACACGAUCUCUCGUUUGGCAAGCCCACGAAUGGGGAGAGGGCUCACAAGCAGAAAACGACCGUGCCAAACCCGCAAGAGGAAAAGCCACUGACGUUAGACCAACUGAUGGGCAAGCUUGAAUACUUCAGCAUAUCCGUGCCGGCAAAGAACAUUGAAUCCAUUCUGGCCUCCAUGUUCGAGCAUGCUUCGGCCGAAGAAGCCCGCAUGUACCGCAUGUUGAAGCAGUCGCGGCGCCUUCAGAAUGAAUUUCAUGUGACCUUGAUCCAUCGGGCAUCAGCUAGCCAAGAUCCCAGAUUGUGGGAAAUGUAUCAGGAAGAAUAUCGCAAAGCCAUGGCUGGCAAAGAUCUCAAGAACAAGAACGAACUGGCGCCCACUCUCGGGCAAGCACGAGUCAAGCUGGAAAGCGUCGUGUGGGACGACCGGAUCAUGGCAUUUGUUGUACGCAUCUAUCCUGGUGCUGAGGGACCCUCGUGGCGGAGUGCCAACGCAAUCGCACAUAUCACGGUAGGAACGGCCAGGCCGGAUGUCAAGCCAAAGGAGAGCAACGAUCUUCUGGGCCAGUGGGAGUCAGGUGAGACAGAUGGAAGAUUGAUCCACCAUAAAGAAGUCCCAGGAGCAGUCAUUGUGGACGGGAAUGUCAAGGCUGUGUUUCAACGCAACUUUGCGUCUGGGAAGUAG
This is a messenger RNA of Fonsecaea multimorphosa CBS 102226, 2478 nucleotides long. RefSeq lists its product as uncharacterized. NCBI's taxonomy places the organism in Eukaryota, Fungi, Ascomycota, Eurotiomycetes, Chaetothyriales, Herpotrichiellaceae. The transcript has a single exon. Gene Ontology annotation, molecular function: GTP-dependent polyribonucleotide 5'-hydroxyl-kinase activity; ATP binding; RNA ligase (ATP) activity. The record is from RefSeq and is a predicted model, not a curated record. Gene Ontology annotation, biological process: tRNA splicing, via endonucleolytic cleavage and ligation. The coding region runs from base 1 to 2478 and encodes 825 amino acids. Gene Ontology annotation, cellular component: nuclear inner membrane.